AUGCAAGGUUAUGUAUUAAAAGUCCAUGAAUCAGCACUGCAUACUCUGCGCUCUUCAUAUCUAUCUUUUGUUGGUCUAGCCAUCUUUGAUGCUAUUAUGGUCGAUAUUUUCUAUCCUGGAUUAUUACAAUUUUUGUUUCACUGCGUCUUGUUUUUGUGGAUUACGGUGCCUGUAGUAUUUUGGAAACAGAGUAUUAGCAAUUUGUUUUCUUUCUCAAAUUGGUGUCAGGCCGUAAAGAAAAACAUGCGAAGGUAUUAUAUUCUGUUCAGUUUUGCCCUUUGCGAAGAAUUAUCUGAAUUUAGUACGGUUAAAGCCGAAUCGCCAAAAGGGGUAGACUCAUCUCUAACUACCUCGGCUGAAAGCACGCCCGUAAAAGAGCCCCCUGAAAGCGUUAUGAGCAAAGUUGUUUCCUUAUUUGCAGUUAAACCGGAAGAACAGAGGGACCUCACUAUUCAUGAGGCUUUUUUAGACAUCUGCAAGCUGAUUGUAUUCUGUUUUCAGGCUUUACCCGUAUAUGCAAUCGUUCUAGGAUUGGAAAGUCAUAUUUUCUCAUCUCUUAUUUAUACUUUGAUCACAAUUAUCGCUUUACAAUUUGGCAUAGCUAUGGAGUUAAGAGGUUUAUUUAAGGUCAAAGAGGUUACCGAAUUAUUUGAUAAGGCACAUUUCACCCUGCUCCCGAUGGCGCUGUUUAUCAUAAACUUUAAGGAAAUGAGUAACCUCAAACCAGCUGUUGCAUCUGCUAGGCAAAACGAGAACUCCGAUCCUGAUGAUUCUGGUGAUCAUGCUAGUGUUGUUCCAGUGGAAAAAUCCUCUGAAAACAAAGAGCUCAAAAAGCAAGACACUGAUUACAUGCUCGGAAUUUUUCGAAUUUUAGUAUUUUAUACUCAGUUGUCCUGCACUUUAGCCAUUGUUGAUUUUCCUUUCAAAUGGGCAAAAGAAAGAAUAUCGCCAUUACUUCCUUCUCUAUAUGGGUUCAUAUACAUGGUAGUUAAAAUUGCAGCAAUCGUGACUGUGAUGGUUUCCUUUAAAUCUAUUGUUUCUAUUGCUGACCCAAGCAACGUGCUAAUCAAAACACAUUUGGGGUUGUUUUUGUGCGGGCACUGGAUUUUGCUAAUUAUAGACUUUGUAGCUUCAUGGAUCUUUUCCAAAGUUACAAAAGAAUAG
Mitosporidium daphniae is the source of this 1164-nucleotide messenger RNA. RefSeq lists its product as uncharacterized. The record is from RefSeq and is a predicted model, not a curated record. The coding region runs from base 1 to 1164 and encodes 387 amino acids. NCBI's taxonomy places the organism in Eukaryota, Fungi, Microsporidia. The transcript has 2 exons.